Messenger RNA from Jaminaea rosea, 1120 nucleotides. RefSeq lists its product as hypothetical. The record is from RefSeq and is a predicted model, not a curated record. Bases 203 to 829 code for a protein of 208 amino acids. The transcript has a single exon. NCBI's taxonomy places the organism in Eukaryota, Fungi, Basidiomycota, Exobasidiomycetes, Microstromatales.
GUCAACUUCUCUUCGCCACCUCGAACUACAGAAUCGCCACCGCUCGUGCAGCAUCUUUGUCAUUGUCAUCGACCUCCUUUAAAGGCUUUGCUCCCCUUCUGCGACUCAGCCAGGUCUUGCCUCAAUCGCUGUGACCUCUCGGAUUCUACCAAAGGCUUCAAGGCGGUGCCAUCCGUCUAUCGCCACGGAACGAAUUGUCAAAAUGCCGGACGACAGGCCUGUGCCUCCUAACAGCGGUGAAUCCGCUGCCGCUGCCACAGAAAAAGCUUUGGAUCCCGCACCCGCGGCCGGCUCCGCCUCUGCUACGAACACUCGCGACUGGACUCGGCACGACUAUGCUUACCUCUUGCGUCUGAUGGUCCGUCAGCUCGACGUCAAUGAGGCCGGCAUGAAGAUCAGCACAGAGUUUCCCCGCUAUGCACACAACUUCGCCAUCAACGAGAAUCCUCCUCCCAGCCGCGAAGACAUCAUCAUGAGGUGCAAGCUCUUGCAGGAUGAGGCAGCUCGAUACGCAGUGGCUCUUUCGAAAGUACCGGCCCAGACCUCUCUCUGGCUGCCGUCCGAGGCCAUCUCGAGUGAAGAAGCCAACGUGCAGUCAGUGGCUACGGCAGACAUCGUCACACAGCAGAAGAAUGUGAGCAUCAACGAGAGCCGCAAGAAGAGGAAGAAGAGCAAGAGGAGCUCGCGCAGCACCAGCUCGCCAGACAAUACGACCCAAGGAUCCAUUGAUGUUCAGAUAAAGCGCAAGCGUCUUCGCGUCCGAGGGGCAACGAAGGGUACUCGCGUCAGCUACGUGCCCUCAGAUGGUACCAUUCAUAUUGACUUCUGAGCGAGCGAGAGGAGAGUCCGGGCCUGAAAGUAAGCCCUACGUCGCAGUAUGAAGCUUCAGCCCUCAAUGUCUUGUUCACCUGUUCGAGCCUCUGCUUCUGUCUGUGUAAUUUCAGCUAGCCCAUCCACUCAACUGGAGCACCAGCGCCAUUGACGGCUGUGCGUCACAGAUGUUGUGCGCUCUCGUGCUAAUGUUUGGACUCAACACUGUACUGUACAGUCAUUGCUCGACAGCGAUCAGAAUCAUGAUGGAAGAUGCUGGGACAGACUGAGGAGAUCAAAUGGAGAUGUC